Messenger RNA from Necator americanus (New World hookworm), 651 nucleotides. RefSeq lists its product as uncharacterized. The record is from RefSeq and is a predicted model, not a curated record. NCBI's taxonomy places the organism in Eukaryota, Metazoa, Nematoda, Chromadorea, Rhabditida, Ancylostomatidae. The transcript has a single exon. The coding region runs from base 1 to 651 and encodes 216 amino acids.
AUGAAAUCACUAUCCUGGGAAGAAAGGGGCAUACGUGUUGAUGGAAGAUUUCUUUCGAACAUUCGUUUCGCCGACGACAUCGUUCUUUUUUCGAGCAGUACCAAUGAAGCAGAAACGAUGCUCAACGAAUUGAACGAAGCAGGGAAGAGAAUAGGACUACGAAUAAACAGAAAGAAGACACAGUUCAUGAAGAACGCCCACUACGAGGACGGAGGAGUACAACUUGAAGGCUCCCACAUCGUGGAAACUCCGUCAUACGUAUACCUCGGACGUUCUAUGAACAUGGAAAACGAAUUGAAGGAAGAACUGAAUAGAAGAAUGAGAGCAGCAUUUGCAGCCGUCAGGGAAGCUACGGACCAACUGACGGACCAAGAUCUUCGUGCCCAUUUGUUCGACUCGACAGUCCUUCCAGCGCUCUGUUACGCAGCGGAGACGUGGACAGACAUCGCGGCCACGUCUACGAAGCUACUUAGUACCCACAGAGCCCUUGAGAGAUGUCUCCUGAAAUUUAACCGGCGCACACAACACCUUGCCGGUCUUCGCAGCUCCGACUUAAGAGGAAUAUCCCGUCUUUGCGACUCAGCGGAAUAUAUAUCGAAAGCGAAACAUAGAUGGGCCGGUCACAUCAUGAGAAGAAUCGACGAUAGAUGA